This is a messenger RNA of Pseudopipra pipra, 1539 nucleotides long. It is a transcript of the gene AVEN, whose product is annotated as apoptosis and caspase activation inhibitor. The record is from RefSeq and is a predicted model, not a curated record. Gene Ontology annotation, biological process: negative regulation of G2/M transition of mitotic cell cycle. The transcript has 7 exons. NCBI's taxonomy places the organism in Eukaryota, Metazoa, Chordata, Aves, Passeriformes, Pipridae. The coding region runs from base 64 to 1221 and encodes 385 amino acids.
GGCCCCUUUCCGGCAGUGGGCGGGGCGGGCGCGGCGCCGCGGCCCGGGAGGCGCAGCCCGGCCAUGCAGGCGGAGCGGGGCGGCAGCCGGGCCCGCAGGGAAGGGGUCCGGCACGGCCGGCGGCGGCCUAGUGGCGCGGCCGAGGCAGCAGCUGAAGGAAGCGGCCGGGACUGUCACGGUCCCGGAGGAGGCGGGGGCCGGGGAAGAGGCGGCGCUUACGGACAACGAGGAGGCGGGGGCCGGGGCAGGCGACAGCCCCGAGGUCGCGGGGCAGCGCCGCCGCCCAGCGCUCCCCAGCACCAGCGGGUAGCGGAGGACGAUGAUACCGAGUCACAACCGGAAGAAGAGAAGGACGAAUUGAAAUGCUAUUCAAGAAGAAAGUUAUUUUCCAACUGGAACCGCUAUGAAGAUACAGAAAAAGAGGAACAGAAUGAACAUGGGGAGUCACAGAGAGGAACAGACUUCAGUGUUUUGCUUAGCUCAGCAGAUACUAGAUAUUCUGUUUCUUUAUUUACGUGCAAAGGAAUAGAAUACGUGUGUCAGAAAGCCUUGACAGCAAAAGUAUCUGAAACAGGAGAUUCCUUUACACAGUUUCGAUUUACUGACGAGAAAGAAUGGGAUAAAGAAAGCAUAAGCCAUAAGCAGUUCUCUGCACUUUCUAUUGACUGCCAGUCUUUGGUCCAGGCCCUUCAGGAAUUGCCUCUACAUCUGAAAUUGAAUUUAGCUGCUGACCUUGUACAGGCAUCAACACCUGUAGAGCUCCCACAGAUGAAAUCUAAAAUUUUUGAAGAUGUCAAGAGAAGAGAUCAGCUGUUCCGACAGUCUCCAGCUCAAAGUGACACCGUAUUGGUCUCCCCUCCUGUUGGUAAUUCUGUUGCUACAUCAGAGCCUGGAAGUAAAAACGGCUCUAAGGCAAAUGCAAGAGAACCAUUUCAGAGAGUCCACCCACUAUCAAAGCAAGAGACUGACCAUUUGGAUGAAGAACUGGAUCUUCUCCUGAAUCUAGAGGCUCCCAUGAGUGCAGGAAACAGACCUGUGUCAGGCACAUUAUCCUACAACAUAUCAACUGAGAAAGAUUUGAAAAUGGAUUGUAAGGAAAGUGACCCUUUGAAAGUAGAUAUGCCUGAAGAGAAGAGUACAUCAUCACAGCAACAGCAAAGUACAUCUAAAGAUGUUACUGAGGAAGAGCUUGAAGAUUGGCUGGACAGCAUGAUCUCCUGAAGCUCAAAUUUCCUCAUGUGAAUAAUUGAAUAUAGCAAACAUUACAUAAAAAGUUGAACUUUUCUUUAUCUUUUUAUUUCCUUUCUCUGUUUCACCUUGUUCAGUGUACCAGUAUGCUGGCUCCUAAAAUUUUGUGCAACCAAAAUUAAUUUAGGUGGGAUUGAAAAUUGUCGAAGACUAAUAACGUUAUUAGAAAGGUCUAAAAUUUGUGAUGAAAUUGGAAUUUUCUUUGCUAAAGAAGCAGGCUAAGAGAACAGUUAUUGCAGCUUGUACUUGCUCUAUGUAGUCCUUAAAAUAAAGCCAUGACUGAACAGUGAA